Molecule: messenger RNA, 790 nt
Organism: Myotis davidii
Lineage: Eukaryota; Metazoa; Chordata; Mammalia; Chiroptera; Vespertilionidae
Gene: PRRG1
Product: proline rich Gla (G-carboxyglutamic acid) 1
Exons: 1
Source: RefSeq, a predicted model, not a curated record
AAAGAGUUUUGGAACACCUAUACAAAAGCGCAACAAGGUGAGAGUAACAGAGGAAGUGACUGGUUUCAGUUUUACCUUACCUUUCCAUUAAUCUUUGGCCUCUUUAUUAUCCUCCUUGUCAUUUUCUUAAUCUGGAGAUGCUUCCUAAGAAACAAAACUCGCAGACAGACAGUGACUGAAGAUCACAUCCCUUUCCCUCAGCACCUUAAUAUUAUCACUUCACCUCCCCCACCAGACGAAGUGUUUGAUAGCAAUGGAAUGUCGCCAGGCUUUCUGGAAUAUGUAGUUGGGCGCUCAGAUUCUGUCUCCACUCACCUUUCCAACUGCGAUCCUCCACCAACCUAUGAGGAAGCUACAGGACAAGUGAACCUUCAGAGGAUUGAAACAGAACCUCAUUUAGACCCACCCCCGGAUUAUGAGGACAUCAUCCACUCCAACUCAGCCAGUGCCAUUGCUAUGGUGCCUGUGGUCACCACCAUCAAAUGAAACAGCAAACUUCUUUUUACUAUAAUCGUUUUUAGAAUACAAAUAAAAGAACUGUCUACCACUUUACCACUACAUAAAUAUGCAUUGACUUAUUUUAUUGGACUCUGACAGCAUACCACUUUACAUUUUCUAAUUUGAUUUUAAUUAGUUGUGUUUCCUACUGUAAAAUCAUUAUCCAUGCUCAUUUUAGGUAAUAGGAAUAUGUGAAAAGGGGAAAACAGUGGUCUUUAUGUGAUGUGAUGAAUUAUACAUAUGUGUGUAUGUGUAUUCAUGCAUAUCCUAUAUAAUAAAGAGGUAAUAUGCA